UGCCGGUUAAAGGUUGGAUGCGAUCCGCCAACCCAAUCCGAGGAAGAUGAAGCACGUUGUUGAGACGCACGCUGCAUGACUGAAACAAAUGACCAGCUCUCUAAACAGAUUCAAGCAUGGACGCUCAAAAAGACGUGCAACCCCCCAAGCAACAGCCUAUGAUCUACAUAUGUGGGGAAUGCCACACUGAAAAUGAAAUUAAGGCUCGCGAUCCAAUCAGAUGCAGAGAGUGUGGAUACAGAAUCAUGUACAAGAAGAGAACGAAGAGAUUGGUUGUGUUUGACGCACGGUGAAGUCGACGACAACAUUGACUAGGCUCAUUUUUACUGUUCGUUUUUAGUUUUUAUUCACAGUGUAAAUAAAUCAGUAAAUAAAUAA
Messenger RNA from Coregonus clupeaformis (lake whitefish), 378 nucleotides. Its product is annotated as DNA-directed RNA polymerases I, II, and III subunit RPABC4. Gene Ontology annotation, biological process: DNA-templated transcription. The transcript is spliced from 4 exons. NCBI's taxonomy places the organism in Eukaryota, Metazoa, Chordata, Actinopteri, Salmoniformes, Salmonidae. Bases 117 to 293 code for a protein of 58 amino acids. The record is from RefSeq and is a predicted model, not a curated record. Gene Ontology annotation, cellular component: RNA polymerase III complex; RNA polymerase I complex; RNA polymerase II, core complex. Gene Ontology annotation, molecular function: zinc ion binding; DNA binding; DNA-directed RNA polymerase activity.